CACCUCUCUCUCUCUCUCUCUCUAGAUCUCUACCACCACACACACUUUGAAUUUUGAGCAAUGGAGAUCAUCCAAUUCGCGAGGAGGAGGAGGAGAGGAUACACCAGGCUAUCGCCCAAAAACAGGGGCAAAAUGCAAGUGGCGAGAUUGGGAGGAGCGCCGAAGCGAUCGUGGCGGCUGCGGCUGGCGCCGAAGCUGCGGCUGAUUAGGGCAGCGUCGCCGCUGAGGCUGUGGACUAAAUUGAAGAACGCGUACGUCAACAUGAUGCUGAGGCUGGCUCACAACUCUGGAUCUUCAAACAUCACCAACGUUUUUGGCGCUAAGAGAGUGCCCAAAGCCAGAGAUGCUCGCAUCACCUAUUCCAAUUCUGAGUUCGAGAAUAGGCUUAUUUUUGAGAUCUACAAAUCCAUGGUUGCUUCCUACGAAUUAGGCUACAAUAAAUAGUUGUAGCCUCAUUUAUUUUUAAAUAGUUGUAGCCUCUGUUAUUUUUCAUUUUCUGUUGAUUUUUCGUUAUGGUCGGAGACACCAACAAAAAGGCUUUUCCGGCUGACGGUGUAGGCUUCUUAUUUCAGUUAUGAUAAUUGUUCAA
This is a messenger RNA of Salvia splendens (bonfire salvia), 589 nucleotides long. RefSeq lists its product as uncharacterized. The coding region runs from base 61 to 444 and encodes 127 amino acids. The record is from RefSeq and is a predicted model, not a curated record. Lineage: Eukaryota; Viridiplantae; Streptophyta; Magnoliopsida; Lamiales; Lamiaceae. The transcript has a single exon.